Molecule: messenger RNA, 2496 nt
Organism: Pichia membranifaciens NRRL Y-2026
Lineage: Eukaryota; Fungi; Ascomycota; Pichiomycetes; Pichiales; Pichiaceae
Exons: 1
Coding region: 1-2496 (831 amino acids)
Biological process (GO): positive regulation of kinase activity; phosphatidylinositol biosynthetic process
Cellular component (GO): PAS complex; fungal-type vacuole membrane; endosome membrane
Source: RefSeq, a predicted model, not a curated record
AUGGACAAAGCGCUGAAGCGGGGCUUGACCGACCGCAUCUACGAGAAGAGGAAGGCCACGGCGUUGGAGUUGGAACGGAUUGUCUCCGAGGCGCUGAGCAGCAACGAGCAGGAGAAGAUCCAGCUCAUCAUCAAGCAGCUACGGAACGAGUUUGCGUACGACAUCCACGAGCCGCAAGCCCGGUACGGUGGGUUGAUAGGCCUAGCCGCCAUCUCGAUCGCCCUGGGCCCGAACGAGCUCCCCCAGUACCUCAACAGCAUCAUCCACCCUGUGAUCGCCUGCUUCGGCGACAACGACCCAAACGUCCGCUACUACGCCUGCGAAGCACUGUACAACAUCGCCAAGGUCGCCAAGGGCGAGAUCCUCAUCUAUUUCAACGAGAUCUUUGACAUCUUGUGCAAAUUGGUGGCCGACGUGGAGAACAGCGUCAAGAACGGCGCAGACAUCCUUGACCGCUUGAUCAAGGACAUUGUCUGCGACAAGUCGACGAACUACAUAUCUGUGCUCAACCUCGGCAAGCUCAAAGCCAAGGACCCGACUGUCCAAGACAAGAGCGGCAACAACCUCCAGUACUAUGACGUCCAGUCCACCAAGGCCUUCUCGCUAUCCAAGUUCAUCCCCCUCUUGAAGGAGCGCAUCUACGCCACCAACACGUACACGAGGCUGUUCAUCGUCAGCUGGUUGAUCUUGCUCGACUCCAUCCCAGACCUCGAGUUGAUCUCCUAUUUGCCGUCCUUCCUCGACCCGCUGAUCUCGUACCUCAAAUCCCCCUUGAAGGACGUCAGAAUCAUUACAGAAAACUUCCUCAAGUUGCUCUUGCAGGAGAUCAAGAAGAUCCACGAAAUCAAAACUCUUGCAAAAGAAAAGAGACUUGAGAACGAACCCGACAGCUCUAACUCCGAUGAGGGUAUAUACCUUCCCGGCCAGAACACCAUCAUUGACUACCCGAAGAUUAUUGACAUCUUGGUCAACAACUUGGAGUCAAACGAAGACUUGAUCAAGCUCAUUUCCCUCGAUUGGCUCAUAAACCUUUUAACCAUCUCUCCAGAAUCCUUCAUCCUUCUCAUCCCUAAAUUGUUAGUCAUUCUUUUAAACAUCAUCUCCGAUAACAACCCCCAUCUUCAGGAAAUGUCCCUGCAGUUAAACUCCAGCCUGAUAAACCUCGUCUCCACCAACCAGUAUGAAACGAAUUAUACCUUACUCAUAAACAACCUCUCAAUGGAGCUCCUCACUAACCAGAACCAGAAUAAGGGAACACAAAAGAACAAUAAAAAAACUUCGAGAAACAGUACCAAUAUUUUGACGAGACUCAACUCUUUGGAUUGGUUGAUCAUGCUACAGCAGAAAGAUCCAGUAAGAUUCAUGGAAUUCACAGACAACAUCUUUAUAACUCUUUUGAAAACCUUGAACUGCUCUAACGAGAAAAUUAUUAACAAGGUUUUGGACUUGUUGUCAAGGAUAUCUAAUCAAUCGGACGAUAAAUAUUUCAACAACUUCAUGAUUGACCUUUUGGACCUAUUCAAAAAGGACUCUAAAUUGUUGGACUCCAAGUCCGAUUUCAUAAUAAAGAAAAUAUGUAAAUCCUUGGAUUCGGAGAGAGUGUACAAAUCGUUAUCGCAAGUGUUACUGGACAAGUUCUCCAACAACGAGGAGGACUUAAAGUUUAUAUCAAUAAUGAUCCAGAUCUUGAACAAUAACUUGAUAAUUGCCCCUGAGCUGAACGGACUAAGGAAAAAAUUAAUUAACAACUUAAAUACCAAGGAACCUAUUGAUCUUUUUGAAAGUUUAUUCAAAUGCUGGUCCCUAAAUUCUCCCUCGUUAUUGUGUUUGACACUACUUACCUCAAAUUAUGAGCUCAGUUAUCGUAUAAUCAACCAGAUGGUCAAAUAUGAAAUAAGCAUCAACAUAUUGGUGCAAUUGGACUUGUUAAUCCAGCUCCUUGAGAGUCCUAUUUUUGCCAAAUUGAGACUAGACUUAUUGGACCCCAUCACAAACAUUAACCUUUUCAAAUGUUUAUAUGGGUUGUUAAUGCUUUUACCACAAUCAAACUCGUUUAAAAUCCUACAGAACAGGCUUCAUGCGAUAUCGUCAAUUACCAAUCUACCGUUGAACAAGGAUACGGACACUUCGAACAUUAAAACAAAACCUGAAACUAUCAUUAACGGUAUAGACGAAAAUUAUAACAUAAAAUUACUAGACUAUUUCAAUGAAUGUCAAGAAAGAUUGGAGAAUCUAAAAUUAUCGGAUAGUAAAGAUGGCGCUAAUGAUGAUGAUGACGAGGAGAAUGACAAUGGUAAAGACCGCACAUAUGACUCAGUCAUUGAGAUGAAAAAUCCAAAGACAGAUACAGACCACACAAAUGAAGCUGGUCUUGAAGGCACUGUAACUGGCAAGGAUGUAAACAAGGGAAAAUACCCAAGUGAAAACUAUCUGGAUAUGUUUCAGGGUGACCAUCCCCUAGAAACCAGCUCGAUCUUCAAUCAGCCAAACCUUUGA